Molecule: messenger RNA, 1002 nt
Organism: Amblyraja radiata (thorny skate)
Lineage: Eukaryota; Metazoa; Chordata; Chondrichthyes; Rajiformes; Rajidae
Gene: nat9
Product: N-acetyltransferase 9
Exons: 6
Coding region: 22-717 (231 amino acids)
Molecular function (GO): N-acetyltransferase activity
Source: RefSeq, a predicted model, not a curated record
CGGGCGCUGGUGCCACGGCGCAUGCGUGGCGCUGCCGAGCAGGUGCCCGGGCGGCGGUUGGCGGGGAUGCGGCUGAAUGAGGACGUGGCGCUGCUGGGCCAACUGGCGGCGCUCGUGCCCUACCGUGCGCUGCACGUAGCCAGGUAUCAUCAGUGGAUGAAAUCAGAAGAGUUGCUGAAACUCACAGCUUCAGAGCCUCUUACCCUGGAACAGGAGUAUCAGAUGCAGAUAAGUUGGUGGGAGGAUAAUGAUAAAUGUACCUUCAUAGUGUUGGACAAGGCGAGAUGGAUGAGUGGUUCAUGCACAGAAGAGGAUUGCAUGGUGGGAGAUGUAAACCUGUUCCUUAUAGAUUCGGAAGACCUCUCAAUGGCUGAAAUUGAAAUUAUGAUUGCAGAGCCUGGUUAUAGAGGAAAGGGUUUUGGCAAAGAGGUGACAAUGAUGAUGAUGUAUUAUGGAGUGACUCAGCUGCAGAUUACAAAAUUCCAAGCCAAAAUCAACCUGGAAAAUACAAUCAGCAUUGCCAUGUUUCGAAAUAUGCACUUUGAAGAGGUUUCAAUCAGUCAUGCAUUCCAGGAAGUGACACUCCAGCUGAUGGUGGAUAAUUGCAGAAAAAACUGGCUCCUCGAACAAAUGAAUUGGGUGAAGGAGGAGAGGUAUAGUGAAAUAAAACAGCGGCUGGAAGGGGAUAUCCAAUCGGCUUUUGUGCAACAGCAAUGAACACUUACAAUGAGGACUGAUGACCAAAGAAGUCUAUUGCUUGAUGGAAAAAAAAAAAGCAGCAUAGAAAUGGGACCUUUAGCCCACCAAGUCAAACAUCGAUCAUCCCUUCACACUUGUGCCACCUUCACGGCACUCCUACAUAUGUUUUGAGGAGGUGACAAGGAGAUUGAUGAAGAUAGGGCGGUGGAUAAUGUAUGCAUGGAUAUUAGUAAGGGUUUUAAUGUCCCUCUGAUCCAGAUCCUAUGCUGAUCCAGAAGAUUAAAAUGUACGAGAUUCACGAUG